This is a messenger RNA of Closterium sp. NIES-67, 2854 nucleotides long. Lineage: Eukaryota; Viridiplantae; Streptophyta; Zygnematophyceae; Desmidiales; Closteriaceae. The record is from the annotation of a GenBank genome assembly.
CGAGUCAGACGCUUGACUCCCAACGACUAUCAGGUCCUUCAGGACUGGGCUCCAGCUGCACAAUUCGAUAGUGGAUCGAUAGCUCCUGUCUCGAUGAUACCGGACAAACCUGGCAGCGGCGCAGUUCGUUUUAUGCAUACACGGUACUGUACUGACAAAUCGCCUCGUUUUGAUUUGUUUUUUUGUGACGAAUUUACCAUUACAGUACCUAACUACAACCUCCAACGGCGGAGUUGUCGCCACCUAGCUAUGUGUUGGCGGGCGUAGCGGACAACCGAGGUCGUCGGGCGGACGACAAGAUGGCCCACCCACUGUGGCAUCAUGCUGACCCGCCGUGCUGGCCUUUACUGUACCGCCGAGCGCCUUGGACUCCAGAAGAGGCUCUUCCAAACUUGCGAACAGUGACAGUCACAGUGACAGUGACAUUGAGCCGGCUUUCUGCCCGGGAAGCUCUGAAUUUCCGCCGGAAAUCCCGUGAUGCGGUUUUGCGAGUGGAGAUGGGGGCACUGGUUUGUUGAGGAGGGGACGGAUGGAGAGAGGGGGGCUGCGGCGGGUGUUUUCAUUAGAUCGGAUCUGCACGGGGGCAUUAUGAGGCGGAGGAGGGGGGAGGGGAGAGCGGAUCUCUGCGGGGAGCAGCGUGAGCGGACCUCCUCAGGAGGCUGCUGCUCCGGCGAGGGGUGCUGGGGGAGUGGCAUGCGGCAAGGCCUCAAUUCCGAGGCCUCGGGUCGGGACUGAGUGGUACAAACACAUGCCCUUCUAGGCUACUACUGUACUAGGCACCACCACUGGUGCUCUUCACACCAACGUCGAACGUUUUCACAAUCCGAAGUCUAUUCGCCGUCUCCCACGAAUAAGAAGGUGUCGGGCGUCACCCCUUGAAUAAGCCCUCGCCGCUAGCCAUGGCACCUCGCCGCCUUCCGGCGUUAGUUGUUUCAGCGCAAGCGGCGGCGCUUGCGCUGCUGCUCGUCGUCGCGGCGGCGCUUGGCGGGGUGCAUGCAUCGGGGGGAAGGGCGGAGCCGCGCAGGCUGGCCGCGGGUGGAAGCGGGACUGCAGCGGAGCUGGUAAAGGACUCCCCCCGUUCUUCCGCGGAGGGGGAAGUGAGGAAUUCCGCGCUUGUGGUGAACGAUUCCGCGCCUUCUUCCGCGAAAGGGGGUGAGGAGGCGGAGGCGGAGGCGGAGGUGGAGGCGGGGGUUCCGCCGCUGCAGCUGAUAAUAGCGGAGGAAGGGCGCGCAGUGGGCGCAGUGUGCUUGGACGGGUCGGCUCCAGGAUUCUACUAUCGGAAGGGCUAUGGCUCAGGCCGCAACAACUGGGUGCUCUUCUUCGAGGGCGGCGCAUGGUGCUCGUCGCACCACGCCUGUGCGCACAGGGCCACCACCAUCUUGGGGUCGUCAGCCCUCUUUCUGCCUGCUGAAGAGAUGGAGAGCACGGAGAGGGGCAUGAAGGGCAUGUUCAGUGCCAACCGCACCAUCAACCCGGACUUCUACAAUUGGAAUGCGGCAUUCUUCCCUUACUGCGAUGGCGGCUCUUUCUCAGGCGAUCGGGAGCACAUACCCGUCCCCAGUGGCGCGCCUCUGUAUCUUCGCGGCAGAAGGGUGGCUGACUUGCUUCUGAAGCACCUGAUUGACAGGAUGGGGCUUGCCCAGGCACACCAGGUGGUUGUGGCGGGGUGUUCGGCAGGUGCCGUGGCAGUGCUGCUACACUGCGAUCGGAUCCGAGCCGCACUGGAGGCCAUCGCUCCCUCCAUUAGCGUCCGCUGCAUCGCAGAUUCCUCCAUGUUCCUUGACCUCCCAGAUGCAAACAACACAAGGAAUGUGGAAGCCCUUUUUACUAAUGUCACAAAAAUGCAUAACAUGUCUGCCAGUCUACCUCCAGCAUGCCUCAAGGACCGGCCGCCAGAGAAGCAUUACGAGUGUUUCAUGGCAGAGCACCUGCUGCCGUACAUCUCCACGCCUCUCUUCCUGAUCAACAGCAACUAUGACAUAGUGGCGCUGCGGCUCAUUGUGGGGCCAGAGGCGGUUAGUGCGAGCAGCGGGAAGCCCAAAGACUGCCUGGAACAAGUGGACACCUGCAGUGAAGAGGAGAAGAAACGGAUGGAGGCUUUCAGAAAGGGGGUCACCUCAGCUGUGGCUCCUCUUCUCCACGCUGACCCUCCCUCAGCCUCCUCUCUCUCAGCAUCACCAUUGGCACCACUCUCCACUCCUCCUAAUGGGGUCUUUCUCUUCUCAUGCUUCCAGCACGGCUCCAUCCACCUGGACAUGCCGUGGAAGCUGCGCACAGCAAACGGGGUGCCCAUGAACGAAGCAGUUGGCCGGUGGGUGCACGCCAACGACAAUGAGAAGAUUCAUCUUGUGGAGGGAAGCUAUCCGUGCAACACCUGUGGCAUGACGCUCUGAAGUGCGACGUGAGGAGAUCAUUUCCCCCUGCAGCUGUAUUGCUUUGUUGCCUCAAGUUUCAUCUCGUUGACAGAAGCUAGACAGCACUUGCGGCUUCACGUUUUGAAGUACAGCCAGGAGGAGUGUCCCCAGUGCUGAUCUUUGGUUUUUCACUACUCUGAACUCUGGUGGUGACUUUCCCAACUAUGAAAAUCAGAGUGGUCACGAAGGCAUCAGAGUAACCCUAUAAUUGCAAUUAUAAUACCAUGGCUAGUCAGUGUGAUAUAUUUUCCCACUCUGGUUGUAGUACUGAGCUGGUUUAGAGGCAUGGUGGAAUGAUGCUGGCCAAAGUAAUUACCGUAUUCCCCCGUAUAAAGCAUCCUAGGGUGGUAACCAAAAUGCGUCUAAAUUUUGAGGGGGGUGUAAUUAGUGGCUAAUUUUGUAUAAUGCCUAGGUGUUGUGGAACAUGCGUAUGUGAUAUU